AGCAGAACACGUGGUGAUACACUGAGCGGCACACGUACACAUCCGUCUAACGGACAGGGACUUCUCAAAGGAUUUUGUACACUUCUGAAGAUGACCACUUUUAAAUACCUUGCCUGGUUGCUUACAUGUACCUCCCUGGUCUACUUUAGUAACUGCCAGGACAGCAUUGCGUAUGUUAUAGAGAGACUGGAACAGUUUGAGGAGGAACUGUUUCAUAACAAGGAUGAUAUGAACCGUAUGGAAAAAAGGAUAUUAAAUAUCAUAAAUGGCGCAAAGACGUCACUGAGGGCUGAGUUAAAGGAAAACAUAGGGGAUAAAGUGAGAGAAGCCAUGGCCGAGAUUCUACAAGGAGAGUCUCUUCAAGACAUGGUGGAAAGUCAGGUUGUCUCUGAAUUGCGGCAUCUAAAACAGGGCUACCAUCAGAUGAAGAGGCAGAUGCAUCAUGUCUCCAAAGAACUCAAAGACUUGCAGGACGAGACGAGCGUAUUUCAUGAAACUGUCCUGAAGGAGGCACGGGUUGGGAAUCGAGACAACUCAAGUGACGUCUGUGUAAGAGACAAACAUAGACUGGAAAUAGAACUACAGAAGUGUGAGGUUACCACUGCUGAUCUCAAGGCUGCCAUCAAGCGCUCAAUGACAUUGAAUGAGACGUGUCAGUUCCCAAAACAAAAACAGAAAACAACGUUUACUGUACAUGAUGCUUCCCCAGCAACUCAAAAUGAUACCUCUACAUCCGGGUCACCUGGGUUGACAACGUUCAUGACGACACCAAGGCUACCUGUGUCUACAACGUCAGUGACCACACAAAGACGACAAGAGGAGAGAAGUAGGAUUCUGAUUGCUCCACGUUGGUCAAGCACCAAGCAUCAGUUCCGUCAACUCAACAUUCACAAUAACUCCCUCAGUGUCUAUCCGUAUCUCACCAUGAAUUAUCUGUUGCCUAUGUAGCGAAGACAAGGAAACUUCUGAUUGGAAAGGCUCGUAAGAUCGUAUCAUCUGCCCUUGAUACAAGUCACGUGACAGUUCUCAGAGAAGGUGUACAGACAUAUGGUAUGGCAGUGGAUGAAGAUCGGGACAUUGUGUUUAUGACAACAGACUUCCCACGACAUUCAAUUAGCCGCAUGUCUACACAGGGGAAAGACUUUACAACCAUCGUUAACUUGUCCAACUACGGAAAUUGGCCAAGCGGAAUUACACUUGACAAUAAGCGAAAGAAGACAUAUGCCAGUAAUGGCGGGAAACUGUUCAUGGUGACAUAUGAUGGUCAAGGUCUGGCAACAUUAGCCACAGGAAGUGGCAUGUAUGCUGUGACUCUAGAUCAGACAGCUGGUGUAUUGUAUUAUAACAAUGAUAAGAAACUGAUGAAGAUGACCGUGUCCAAUAAUGUGAGUACAGAGGUGACCACUCUCACCGCUAGACCCUGCAACAUGAGACUGUAUAGAGGCACCAUCUACUACGGCGGCUGUGGUUCUCCAAUUGUAGGCGCAGUUGAUGUGACAUAUAACACUUUAGAAUAUACUCUCAAGUCAGUAGGCAUGGAGGGGGUUAAUCAUGUGCAUCUAUGUUUGAUUCCCUGAAUUCAAUAAUGGCUAUUCUAACAUGAAUUUGUAAAAUAUUAGAUUUGGAUCAUUCAGCCAGAGAUUUCAAAUCACAAUAGCCACCUCUGAUUGAAACAGAUCUAAACCAUUACCGGUUGGCAUUUUGAAAUAAUGAUAAAUUUAUGUUCAAUUUCGGUUACUCCUAUAUUUAAACUGAAGAGGUUCGAUUAUUCAAAGCACGUGGUACAAUAGAUGUUGCAAUAGAUGAAGGAAAACAAUAGAAAUCGCAAGGCUUGCUUCCUUUAAAUUAUGGGUGCGACCUUUAUGUUAGCUUAUGAAAAGCAUAAUAAUGUAAAUACACAUCAUUAUACUCAGUCUACAGGGUAAAAAGGUGAGAGUCCACUUGCGUUUCCUUAAUUCAGACUGAAAACCCACUCAAAACACCAAACUCAACAAUGCCGAUUCACACACACACACACACACACACAC
Molecule: messenger RNA, 2027 nt
Organism: Haliotis rufescens (red abalone)
Lineage: Eukaryota; Metazoa; Mollusca; Gastropoda; Lepetellida; Haliotidae
Exons: 2
Coding region: 91-948 (285 amino acids)
Source: RefSeq, a predicted model, not a curated record